Mercenaria mercenaria is the source of this 529-nucleotide messenger RNA. RefSeq lists its product as uncharacterized. The coding region runs from base 122 to 529 and encodes 135 amino acids. NCBI's taxonomy places the organism in Eukaryota, Metazoa, Mollusca, Bivalvia, Venerida, Veneridae. The transcript is spliced from 3 exons. The record is from RefSeq and is a predicted model, not a curated record.
GUCAUUUAUCCCCAUUGGAUACCUCUAUUCCUAAUUGUCCCUCAUUUUAUAGUUCAUUGAUUUUAGUUCACGAAAUCUCGUGUUCAGGGAGAUUUCGCGGGACUUUCUGAAAGUUGGUUGAAUGGAAAAGGCGUUGGAUAUCGCUUGGUAUCAAAUGUACUUUUUUACAAGUUUUACUGUUCAUCUCAAGCUCUUUUUAGUCUCUGCAAUUGGUCAUCUUACAAAGCAAGUUCCAGCACAGCACAGUAGAAGUUUGUAUGAAUGGCAGAGUGUUUUGUGGUUUACAGUUCGGAGUACUUUGUGGUUUACAGUUCUUACAGAACUGAGCCAGGGUUACGAGGAUUAUGAGAGCUAUGAGGAUUAUGCUAAGGACAGCUUUGAUAGUACUAUAAGUGAUGAAUCUGAAAUGACAAUGAUUGUUGUAGAAGUAAAUAUAGUUAUAGAAGUGAAUAAAUUAAAUCCACGUCUGACGUCUCGUUUGUAUUUAAAUAAAGUAAGGAAAACCAACGAGAUUACACUAUAUAAAUAA